Balaenoptera acutorostrata (minke whale) is the source of this 2491-nucleotide messenger RNA. It is a transcript of the gene GATD1, whose product is annotated as glutamine amidotransferase class 1 domain containing 1. Lineage: Eukaryota; Metazoa; Chordata; Mammalia; Artiodactyla; Balaenopteridae. The record is from RefSeq and is a predicted model, not a curated record. The transcript has 8 exons. The coding region runs from base 129 to 896 and encodes 255 amino acids.
CCUCUCUGCGGGCCCGCCGGGGCCACGAGGCGGACAGCGUCGGAGGAGUAGCCCGGGCAGACCUUGACCUGGACUCCGACCCGGACCAGGGCUGGGAGGGAGAGGCGGGGCGGGAGGCGGGAUGGCGCAUGCGCCCGGCGCGGCUGAGCCCAGUCCCCAGGCCGCCGCGGCCCUUGACCUUGCCCCUGCCACGCUCCGCGCACGCGCAGGCCGCACAGGCCGUGUCUGGGCCCAUGGCGUCCGAGCGGCUCCCGAACCGGCCAGCCUGCCUCCUCGUGGCCAGCGGCGCCGCCGAAGGCGUGUCGGCCCAGUCCUUCCUCCACUGCUUCACACUGGCCAGCGCCGCCUUCAAUCUGCAGGUGGCCACCCCCGGGGGGAAGACCAUGGACUUCGUGGACGUGAACGAGAGCAACGCGCGCUGGGUGCAGGACUUCCGCCUCAAGGCCUACGCCAGCCCCGCCAAGCUCGAGUCCAUCGACGGUGCCCGGUACCACGCCCUCCUGAUUCCCAGCUGUCCUGGGGCUCUGGCUGACCUGGCCAGCAGCGGGUCCCUGGCUCGCAUCCUGCAGCACUUCCGCUCCGAGAGCAAGCCCGUCUGUGCUGUGGGCCACGGCGUUGCCGCGCUCUGCUGUGCCACCAACGAGGACGGGUCCUGGGUGUUCCAAGGCUACAGCGUCACGGGGCCUUCCGUGUACGAGCUCAUCCGGGCGCCCGGCUUCGCCCACCUGCCCCUGGUCGUGGAGGACUUCGUGAAGGACGCGGGGGCCUGCUUCAGUGCCAGCGAGCCCGACGCCGUGCACGUGGUGCUGGACCGCCACCUGGUCACUGGCCAGAACGCCGGCUCCACCGUCCCGGCCGUGCAGAACCUGCUCUUCCUCUGCGGCAGCCGGAAGUGAGGUGGCCCCGAGCUGAGCCCACCAGCGGAUGCCGCCACCUCCAGAUGCCCCGGGUGUCCCCAGAGGCAGCUGGACUCUCAGGCCUCUGGGGACCCCGCCUCCACGACACCCUGGCCUGGCUUGCUGGGGGCUCUGAGAAUCCUCCCAGAGGGGUGAAGGCUCUGGGGGAGGGGCUGAGCCCCCAACCCUGCAGAGUCUCCUCAGGGAGGGGUGGGGAGCGCCGAGGGGCCCGCUGGCGGCCAGGUGGUCCUGGAGCAUUCUGAGUGCCCCACAGAGGGUCGGCUGUGGGUCUGGGCUGGGGUCUUGGCUCCCCUGCCCGUCCCUGUUCACCCUGGCGGGGGGGAGCAGAGGCUGAGCCUUCCUGGAAGCUGGGUGCCUGCCGGCUGGGAUCCCAGGGUCCCGCUUCUGUGCUGAGCCUCCUCCCAGGCCUCCCUGCGGGCUCCCCAGGCCUUUGGGCGCUGGGGGGGGCUGGGUGGGGAGGGCCCCGCUGGCUGGUGCUGAAGAACCUGCUCUCACCCUAACCCUUGCCUAGUGCACGGUUUCAAACGUGAUGGCGACCCCAUGUUAAGGCCGGGAUGGACCUUGGGGUGGUUGCUGCAGUGUCACCGCGUCCCUUCUGAUGUUGAGAGAAACACUUAAUUGUGGAUACAACACACGGCCCUGCCCAGGUGGCCUCGGGUCCUGACGGCCGAGCCUGGUUUUGCAGCUGCUCUGCCUGUUUCAAGGUGGACGUGACGGAGCCGAGUUCCACUUGGAAGGAGGCCUUGAGUGUGGCUGGCUGGGCUGGGUUGGCAGGGGCGGCGGACAGUCCUGGGGAUGCCAGGUGGCUGUCCAGCCAGCCGAGUCCCAGUGCAGCCUGGUCGCGCUCCAGCUUCCCCAGGGCACCUGUCCUGGCCUGCGGCCCUCGGCUGGGGCCUCCUGGAGCUGCUCUGGCCCCGCGUGUGUCACCAUCCUCGUCUCAGCCUGACUAGCUCUGCCGCAUCCAACCCCUCAGAACAAAGGAGGAGGAAGCGGGGCGCCCCGAGUCGGAGGCGAUGCUCCCCGCGUCAGGGCCCCUGCCGCCUGCUGGCCUGCUGUGUGCACACGUGGGGCCUGGGCAGCCCCAUCGGUCAUCCCGUGUUUGCAGUCCUCACAUCACGGAGUCACGGACAUCUCUGGACAAAAAGCUUUUUUCAAAUGAUGACGCCUUCUGACUGUGCAGACCAAGACCCAGGCGGGCUCUGCGGGGGCCCCUCCACAGCCCUGCUCCCUGGUGGCUGGUGCUCUCUGAGUCUGCCCCACUGGCUGCUCCUGGGUAUGCCAGGUCCAGGGCACUGGGGUGACCACUGGGUGGGUGCAGGUGCCUGUGCCCCCGGGGGUUCCCCACAUGCCCGGGGUGUUUAAAAUAGACCCUGAGGUUUAUCCAAGAGAAAGAAAGACCCUACAACUCCACAAAAACAACGCGUGAACAUCCGUGGUGUUUUUCGCGAUAAGUUGUAGCUUCCAUAAAAGGAGCAUUCUUACUACUGAACAAUAUUAAUGUCCAUGUGGUGGACCCUUGGAAACGUCAUGCUCAGCAAAGGAAACCAGACAGAUAUGAAAAAUCCAAAAAUUCA